UUUGCAUGAUUUUUCAUGCAGUCUUCUAUAAUACUCUUUUUUCAGAAAUUUGAAGUAGCUGCCAAGUCGCAGUUAAAGAAAUGGCAGAAGGUAUGGCAGAGGGAUGUUCAUAAAGCUGCGGACAAGGCUAAAAAAGAUUCUGAGGAUGCAGAGCGUAGGGAGAAGAAUCUUGAGGAAGCAAAGAAAAUUGUUCUUACUGAAGAUGCCAGCCUACCAAAACCUACAGAGAUUAAGAUACGAGUUGCUGAAGCCAACAGAAAUGUACGUGUAAAGAUUUAUGGAUGGGUCCACAGACUAAGGAGACAGGGAAAGAAUCUCAUGUUUAUUGUACUGAGAGAUGGUACAGGAUUCCUGCAGUGUGUAUUUACAGAUACUUUGUGUCAUACAUAUGAGGCAUUGACUCUUGCAACAGAAGCUGCCAUCUGUAUAUAUGGAGAAAUCAAGGAGCUGCCUGAAGGAAAAACUGCACCGGGCAAUCAUGAAAUGACUGCAGAUUACUGGGAGUUAGUUGGUGAAUCACCAGCGGGAGGGGCAGAUAACUUGCUCAACGAGGAAGCACAUGUUGAUGUACAGCUUGAUAACAGACACAUGAUGAUCCGAGGGGAAAACACAGCUAAGGUGCUGAAGAUGAGGUCAGUGGUGAUGCACUGUUUUAGGGAACAUUAUUUUGACAGGGGAUAUUAUGAAGUUACCCCACCCACCUUGGUGCAAACACAAGUAGAAGGAGGUUCUACCCUAUUUAAACUUAAGUAUUUUGGUGAAGAGGCAUUUUUGACACAGUCUUCACAAUUGUACCUUGAGACCUGCUUGCCAUCCAUGGGAGAUGUGUUCUGUAUAGCUAGUUCAUACAGGGCUGAACAAUCCCGUACAAGGAGACAUUUAGCAGAGUAUACCCAUAUAGAAGCAGAAUGUGCAUUCAUGUCAUUUGAAGAUUUACUGGAUCGUCUUGAGGACUUGGUCUGUGAUGUAGUUGACAGAGUAUUGAAAACACCAUAUGGUCAUAUAGUCAAGGAGCUGAACCCAAACUUCCAGCCUCCAAAGAAACCAUUUAGGAGAAUGGCAUACACUGAUGCAUUGGUAUUCUUAAAAGAAAAUAAUAUAACAAAAGAUGAUGGAAGUUUCUAUGAAUUUGGGGAUGAUAUACCAGAAGCUCCGGAAAGAAAAAUGACAGACAUGAUCAACGAGCCAAUAUUGCUGUGUAAGUUCCCGACAGAAAUAAAGUCCUUCUACAUGAAAAGGUGCAAAGAUGACAGGCGACUCACUGAAUCGGUUGAUUUGUUGAUGCCCAAUGUUGGUGAAAUAGUUGGAGGGUCUAUGAGGAUAUGGCAAUAUGAUGAACUGAUGGAGGGGUUUAAACGCGAGGGGAUUGAUCCUACAAACUACUAUUGGUAUACCGAUCAGAGAAAAUAUGGCAGUUGCCCACAUGGAGGGUAUGGUCUCGGCUUGGAAAGGUUCAUCUGUUGGAUUCUCAACCGGUAUCACAUUCGUGAGGUUUGUCUGUACCCACGUUUUGUUGAGAGAUGUAAACCUUGAACAACACGGGUAUCAGACAGGGGAACCUAUACUGUACAGAAAAAGAACAGUCCUGAAUGGAACAAUCUAUACAUAAAUGUGGCUUGGAUAUUAUUUUCUUGCUUCUAUUCGCCAAUUUGACGAUCAGCCACCUUGGUGUCGAAAUACUAUUUUCAUCACUCUGGUUCUACAAUUUAGUGGUCUACCACCUUUUUUCGCAAUAUUAAUAUUUCACAUCUUUGGCAUAAAAGAAUAGUUUUUGAGGUUAUAUUGAUUAAUAUUACAGAUAUAUGAACUGAGGGUCUCUCAAGUGACAAACUUUAGCAUAAAUAUAAUAUAAGCAUUGAUGACUUCUAUCCAGUCUACAGUAUGUAAAUACUGGUACAUCAGUACUGUAAAAGGGGAACCUGGACAUUUGGUGUAUGGGACACAGAUCAGUGCUAUAAUGUAUGUUUGUUUGCAAAUCAAUGUGCGCUUAAAUACAAACUUUUUUCAUAUUUAUUUGUAUACAUGUCUUUAUUUUUAAUUUAUGAACGUGCUGAAUGGCAUUACCAUUUGCAGUUGUUAAUGAUAAAGAUUUUUUUUUACUUGAAACAGCGAUAGAGCAAUGACAAAUUCUUUAUGUAUGUUGGGUGUUUAAAAAAUACCAGGAAAACUGCUCUGAAAUCUUACUUUCUGGUCAUGUUUUGGAAAUAUGAUAGAUUAGAACAUUAACAGUAAUUAUCAUUUGGAAGGCACCAUCACUGCUGUUAAAGCAGCCCAACGUUGUUAUGUCAUUGUCAUAAUCAGAAAUAGUCAAUACAAUUUGCAAUUACAAGAGGUGCAAUGAUUUUCACAUUUAAAUGUAUUUACUGCAACCUUUCUGUGAAUAAAUAAAAGACUGUUCAUGUAAUAUUCCUGUGGUGUUGAUAAAAUUAACACUGAACUGUAAUGCACAGAUCUAUAUCUAGGAGCUCUUGCGCUGCAAGUCAUCAAUGAUACUCUGCUUGCCAAUUUGAACCUCCCAUGACACUGGUAUAUUGUUUUCUUCCGGGCAUACCAGGUAGUUUCUUUAGUCUAACACAGCAUAGGAACCCUUUCUCUCCUGUUAUUACACAGUUAUAGCUUACCUCCAUUGAACACAUACUUCCAGGCAAUGAGCAACGCAAUAUUCCUGCCAAACAUUUUAAUCGUGUCACUUUUUUAAUUUGACAUCAUUGAAUCUAACACUAGUUAACAUAAAUAUAUUUAAGAAAACAAUGUAGGGAAAGAUGUAGCUGGGCAUGUUCCAACUUCCAUAUCAUUAUAAAUGAGGAAUAGUAUGUUCAAUGAAACUUGAACCAAGACUCUCCAAGAAUACUGUUGCAUUUAUUUGUUUAGAGUAUUAUAAGGAAUGAUUAAAUGAUGAUUUUAACAGGGAAGUUAGAACAGUUAUUGACAGGUUAUUUAGUCAUUUGUGAGUUUUUGAUAUUUCCUAGACAUUGUAACAUAUAUUGAACAAUUUGACAGUGAUGUAUCUAACCUGUUUAGAAAUAGUUAAAGUGAAAUGAAUUUUACAAAGUUUAUUGAAGUAAUGUGCAAAUCUUGCUUUAAUGUGUUUGUGUUGAAUAUAUGUAGGAAGAAACUUAAAUAAUGAUAUUUUUUAUUUACUAAUUUAAUUAAAUUGUUUUUUUUAUAUCUGUGAAGUUAUUUAAACUAUUUGAUUGCCACUAUUGUGAAGAAAAUGAAUGCACUUAAUAUAGAAAUAAACUCUUCAAAAUA
Molecule: messenger RNA, 3252 nt
Organism: Mercenaria mercenaria
Lineage: Eukaryota; Metazoa; Mollusca; Bivalvia; Venerida; Veneridae
Product: asparagine--tRNA ligase, cytoplasmic-like
Exons: 12
Coding region: 16-1533 (505 amino acids)
Biological process (GO): asparaginyl-tRNA aminoacylation
Cellular component (GO): cytoplasm
Molecular function (GO): ATP binding; asparagine-tRNA ligase activity; nucleic acid binding
Source: RefSeq, a predicted model, not a curated record